This is a messenger RNA of Dipodomys ordii (Ord's kangaroo rat), 236 nucleotides long. Its product is annotated as beta-defensin 122-like. The record is from RefSeq and is a predicted model, not a curated record. The transcript has a single exon. Gene Ontology annotation, cellular component: extracellular region. Bases 1 to 159 code for a protein of 52 amino acids. Gene Ontology annotation, biological process: innate immune response. Lineage: Eukaryota; Metazoa; Chordata; Mammalia; Rodentia; Heteromyidae.
AUGACUGUUUCUACUCUCUGCUUAGGCAGCACUGAGAGAUGCUGGAAUUCUCGUGGGAUCUGCCGUGAGCAGUGCUACAGGAGUGAGAAGAUCUACAUUUUCUGCCCAAGUGGCAAACUAUGCUGCGUGAAGCCCAAGAACCAGCCACUUGUUACCUGAAAAAGAAAUGAGGCUAAACCCCACCCAGAGCCUUUCCUUUGUAGAUUCCUGAGCUUUAUUAAAACCCCUUUGGCUGA